AUGUCUCGCUACGCAGAUGACCCUGAGUAUCGCCGCGACUCUCGAAGAAGAGAACAUCGCAGCGAACGUGACCACGGACACAGAGAGCGUGUUGAGCCUGCAAGAGACAGAAGAACCAUGGAUGACCGAAUACCCAGAGAUACCCGUAUGGAAGAUGUUAUGGACACUCGAAUGGAUACCCGGAUUGAUCCACGUAUGGCCUCCCGGAUUGACCCAAGGGAUGCAAGAAUUGACCCCCGGAUGGACGUCCGGACUGAGCCAAGAGCAAGCACUGCUACUCGUAUCGACCCUCGAGCUGGACGUGGUAUGGAUGGCCGGAGCGCCGAGCCUGACGGCCUAGGCCAGAUAUUUCGAGAUCCUGUGACCGGAGAAUAUUAUCGCGAAGUGAGCCAGGUGCCUUCAAGAUCGCCCUAUCCUCCUCGCGAUGAGCGGGGAUAUGAUGAUCCGCCUCCCAGGAGACAACCAGUGGAUGCACCCAUGGGCAGAGAACGUGAAUCUCUAAGGCCGGAGCUCAAUGAAUACUUUUGCCCAGGAGAUGGAAUCGACCGAGAAGUCAUCCAGCAUGAAAUUUGCAAGUAUCUUGGUCAGGAUGCCACAUGUCGCCCCGGCCGAAACCCCGCCGAUGGUCGUUCCGGAUAUUUGGUCAAGGCCUAUCGCCCCUUUACUACGGCAAUGGAGCAAUCUCUUCGUGAUGAUACCAUUAAGUGGCAGCGUGAACGAGAACGAAGGGCCAGACAAGGCCAGUCUCGAGGUACGCCUUAUAGCGUGUGGACCGAAAACCGACCUAAGGAUCGCGUAGGUUCCUAUGCCGACAUGCAAGCCCGACAAGAAAGGGAACGACAAUCCCGUUACCCAGGAGAGAUGGACCUUGACGAGGACGACGCUUACGGCCCACGGUCCCAGAGGCAACGUGAUCCGGAUCCUCGUGAUGUUCGUUCUAUGACUGGUGGUCGUGUUCCUGUCCCUGUCACUUCCGGAUAUGCGCCAGAGCCUGGUUAUCCUGCUUCUUACACUAUAUCUUCAACCCGAGAUCCAUAUGUUCCAGGACAGCCCGCAUACUAUGGCGCAGACAGAGAACCUAGGACGUUUGGCGGCAAUACACCUCCGACAGUUACCAGAGCAGGACAAUCCACGGCAUAUGUACAGCCCGGUGGUGGUUACCCAGUCAGAACAGGAUCUUCAACAUCAUCAUCAAUACCGGCUCCCUACGGAGGAGGAGAUCCGAGAAGAGAAAUGAUGGGUGGGGGUGGCUACCCUCCUUCCGGAUAUACUGAUUCACGUAGGCAUCGAUGA
Molecule: messenger RNA, 1293 nt
Organism: Exophiala viscosa
Lineage: Eukaryota; Fungi; Ascomycota; Eurotiomycetes; Chaetothyriales; Herpotrichiellaceae
Exons: 3
Coding region: 1-1293 (430 amino acids)
Source: RefSeq, a predicted model, not a curated record